Molecule: messenger RNA, 267 nt
Organism: Phytomonas sp. EM1
Lineage: Eukaryota; Euglenozoa; Kinetoplastea; Trypanosomatida; Trypanosomatidae
Source: the annotation of a GenBank genome assembly
AUGGCGGAUAGACCCGGCUGGAUGGCGUACUUCGACGAUGUCCUCGAGCGUGGAUUUGCCGAUAACGAUUAUAUCCCCGAGUUGAUCCCGGAAGCGUGGAUGACAUCGGAUCAAACCUUUAUGCAGAGUCUCAACGACAUGGUUCACGUCAUCGCUAAUAAUCAGCGAAUCGGACUGCAAAUGAUUCUAGACGAGGCCAAUAAGGAAAAGGCCAGGGUUGACGAAGACAAGUCAACAUCCAAUGAUGAAACGGUAAAGAAUGAUUAA